This is a messenger RNA of Daucus carota subsp. sativus, 2148 nucleotides long. Its product is annotated as phosphatidylinositol 4-phosphate 5-kinase 6. The record is from RefSeq and is a predicted model, not a curated record. The transcript is spliced from 3 exons. NCBI's taxonomy places the organism in Eukaryota, Viridiplantae, Streptophyta, Magnoliopsida, Apiales, Apiaceae. The coding region runs from base 193 to 1626 and encodes 477 amino acids.
UUAUAAUCAAAACUGGCACCUUGUCUUCAUCUUCUUCUUCUUCCCCUCCCCUUUGAUACUUAAAAAGUAAAACAAACAUACAUAUAAAUCAUCACAAGCUAAACUUAUUAGCAUCUCUGUAAAUGCUGCUGCAGCAUCACAACAACUCAGAGAUUGAUAUUUGCAGAGAACCCAAUUUGAAAUCACUCCAAGAUGUUUCAACCCAGAAAACCCCUGACUAUUCAAAUCCCACAAGAUGUUGAUCAUGAUCCACUUCCACCCCAACAAAUCCACAUCAAAAUCAACAAGCCACUUAUUUCAACACCCCACAAAAGAUCUCCUUCAACUAUUUCUUCUCCUCAUCACCAUCACCAUCAUUUUAAAAACACCAUCAUCUCUCCCAAAUCCACUUCUCUUCUAUCUUCUUUUUCACUUGUUGAAACCCUUUUAGCUACAAAGACUCUAGCUUUAAGGCUUGCAACUCACUCCUGUUCUUGUUGUUGCUCUCACUGUCUUCUUAAGCUUCCUCUAAGGAUUUCCUUUGUUCUUUUUCUCCUGCCUUCACUUUUUUUCUUCUCUUCAAACCAUUACUUUGCCUUCUUGCUUCAUUUUCUAUCUGUAGUACUCUUCUCAAUUGUAAUUUUUAUUUUACUUAAUGUUUAUACUCCCAUCCCAUUACUUCUUGCUAGGUCUUUUCCUCUAAAGUUGUCAUCUUUAGCUUCAACUCCACCUAAGAGGCUUAGCUCACCAGUUGUUUGGUCAAUUGGGUCGAAACCCAAAUCGGAGAAAAGGCCAGACACAGCUUCUUGGGUACAAGUUCAUAAGAAUGGGGAUGUUUAUGAGGGUGAAUUUUACAAAGGCAAGUGUUCUGGAAGUGGGGUUUAUUACUAUAACAUGAGUGGGAGGUAUGAGGGUGACUGGAUUGAUGAUAAGUAUGAUGGAUAUGGUGUCGAAACUUGGGCAAAAGGGAGUCGGUAUAGGGGGCAAUACAGGCAGGGUUUGAGACAUGGAUUUGGGGUGUAUAGGUUUUACACUGGGGAUGUGUAUGCCGGGGAGUGGUGUAAUGGGCAGAGCCAUGGGUGUGGAGCUCAUACUUGUGAAGAUGGGAGUCGUUAUAUCGGGGAAUUCAAAUGGGGUGUCAAACAUGGAUUAGGCAGUUACCAUUUCAGAAACGGGGAUGUAUACGCUGGAGAAUAUUUUGCAGACAAAAUGCAUGGCUUUGGAGUUUACAGAUUUGCACAUGGACAUCGAUAUGAAGGAGGCUGGCACGAGGGGAGAAAGCAAGGGCUUGGCUUGUACACUUUCAGAAAUGGGGAGACUCAAUCAGGUCAUUGGGAAAAUGGAGUUCUCAACAUUUCAAGCACUGCAGGAUCUCCUCCUGGAUCUCCUUCCACCGUCAGUGAUUCAAGAGUUUUUAAUGCAGUUCAGGAAGCAAGAGUUGUUGCUGAAAAAGCAGCUACUGCCGCAAAGGUCGAGGAAAAGGUAAACAUAGCUGUUGCUGCAGCCAACAAAGCAGCCACCGCAGCAAGAGUAGCAGCUGUAAGGGCGGUCCAAAACCAAAUGCGGCCGCAAAACGGCAAUGUGGAUAUAACAGUCCCAGUUAUACGAGGAAACAAUGAUAAUAGAAAACAGAAAUAUGCUGUCUAAUUUCUUGACCUAGAUUUCCAUGUUGAUCUUUUCCUUCUCACAACUUCAAAGUUCCUCGGACAAAGAAACAGAAUGGCUUUAGAUGAACCCUCUUUUUUGCUGAUAAAGAAUUCCUGAUGAUGUGAGGUACUCACUUGGAACCACAAUCAGUCGAAUGGCUGAUUGAGGAGCAAGAUUUUCGCCCUCCUUUUCGGGUAUAGAUCAUCUUUGUCAAUGGUGAAUGUCCACAAGUAAAGCACUAGCACUCAAGUGCUUGAGAAUAGUUUAGAUUUUCUAUUUUACUUGUUAACCCUCCUUGUAUGCUGCAUAUGUAUAUAUUUGAAGUGUAACGGUGUGCACUUGUACCAACAGGAUUAGAAAUCAAAUACAGAGAGGGUUCUAUGUAAAAUCUGAAUGGUGCUCCCCUCUUCUAAGAUUGUCUGUUUUCUGCGAUUUAAUGGUCUGUGUUGGCAGAAUGUUUUAUCAAGUGACAAAUGGAAGUGGUAGUCAUAGACUUUCACUGCAAGUGCCAUUUCUGCAUUA